Molecule: messenger RNA, 3328 nt
Organism: Morus notabilis
Lineage: Eukaryota; Viridiplantae; Streptophyta; Magnoliopsida; Rosales; Moraceae
Product: probable receptor-like protein kinase At2g23200
Exons: 2
Coding region: 110-2653 (847 amino acids)
Biological process (GO): protein autophosphorylation
Cellular component (GO): plasma membrane; plasmodesma
Molecular function (GO): transmembrane receptor protein tyrosine kinase activity; protein serine/threonine kinase activity; ATP binding
Source: RefSeq, a predicted model, not a curated record
UCUGUAUGUGUAUGAUUGAAAUUUGCAUAUUCAAGCUCCACAAUUCUCAGAUGGGAAAAUUACCAGCUGAAAAUUAGCACUAUAACCAAGCAAAUUCACAUAAUUUCUAAUGGAAAAGUUUCAUAGCCAGAGACUUUAUAUCCCUCCAUUUCCCUUUCUUCUUUUUCUUCUCCAAUUCUCAUCCCUUCACUUGUUCUCUUCAGCUUACAAUCUCCCAGACAAGUACUUCAUCAAUUGUGGCUCAAACCAAGGCGUGAGCACCAGUCGUCGGAGCUUCGUCGGCGACAAAAACUCCGGUUCUGUCUCUUUUACAAAGCAGAACAGCAUCUCUGUCGAAAACACAAACCAGUCUCAGAACAGCAACAACUCAACUCUGUACAACACAGCAAGAGUUUUCAGACAACAAUCUUCAUAUGCCUUUGACAUCAAUGAUGUUGGUAAUAGUACUAAUUACCUGGUACGCCUCCAUUUCUUAGUUUUCCCUUCCACGGUUGAUCUUUCCUCGGCAGUUUUUGAUGUUUCAGCUUCUGGGUUCUUGUUGUUGCAUAAUUUCACUGCCAAAAAUAACACAAACACGCCUCUAGUAAAGGAAUUUUAUCUCCCUAUAAACGCCAACAAGAAGUUUAGAAUAUACUUCACGCCUCUAGAAUCCUCUUUGGCAUUUGUGAAUGCCAUAGAGUUUUUCCCAGCCCCUCCUGUGAAUUUCAGCCUUGGUGAAGCCAUAAAAGUUGGGCAACAACAAGGUCAGAAAACUGGGUCAUCUUCUGUUUUCCAAACAGUUUACAGGAUCAAUGUUGGCGGUCAAGAGAUCGAGUCGAAUGACGAAAUAAUAUGGAGAAACUGGGAUACAGAUGAUAAGUUUCUCAUUAGUAAAGGUAAUUCAAAGGAGAGUCAGUUUUAUUCAAAUCCGCCUAAUUACCUCUCAGAAGAUGGUGAAUAUGUUGCCCCAGCUUUGGUCUACCAAACUGCUAGAGAAAUGGAUGUCAAUGCCAGUGGCGGAUCCAACAUAACAUGGGGUUUUAAUGUAAAUAAGUCUGCUGGUCACCUUGUGAGGUUUCACUUCUGUGACAUCAUCAGUGUCUCCCUCGGUGUUAUAGUAUUCAAUCUGUACAUAAAUGGCAAUUUCAGCAAGGCGAUCGAUCCUACGGACAACAGCACCCUGCUGGCUACUCCUUUUCACUACGAUUUUUCAGUUGGUUCCCAUGGUUCUGAUGUGAUGAACAUUGGCAUAGGCCUUUCAAAAAAAACCACGGAAAAUAAUGCCUUCCUAAAUGGGCUCGAAAUUUUGGAGAUAAAGAGAGGACUUGCUUUAACUCCCGUAGAGAACGAGGAGUCAGGUAAUAAAAAGACAAAGGCUCCAAUUGUGAUUGGUUCAGCUAUCGGGGGUUUUGCUCUUCUCUGUAUUUUGGUAGUGGGGUUCUUCAAACUGAGACGAAGGAAGAUGAAACCGGUCGAAAACUCGAGCUGGGGACAAGUGCCUCCAUAUGUAGGAGGGGGAAGUUCUCACAGCAGGAUUGCUGACCCAACCAUCAAUGGCUCACCUCUUCCUAACCUACACUUGGGGCUGAAGAUUCCUUUUGCUGAAAUUCAGCUAGCAACAAAGAAUUUCAACUCCAAGCUGAUAAUUGGCAAGGGAGGCUUUGGUAAUGUCUACAAAGGGACUCUUGUGAAUGGCACAAAAGUUGCUGUGAAGAGAAGUGCACCAGGGUCAGGCCAAGGGCUUCCUGAGUUCCAAACUGAGAUCACGAUUCUCUCCAAAAUCCGCCACCGACAUCUCGUGUCCUUGAUCGGGUACUGCGACGAGAGGUCGGAGAUGAUCCUGGUUUAUGAGUUCGUGGAAAUGGGAACUUUAAGAGACCACCUUUACAAUCCAGACUUGCCUCGUUUGUCAUGGAAACAAAGGCUUGAAAUCUGCAUUGGCGCAGCCAAUGGUCUUCACUACUUGCACAAAGGCUUAUCAGGCGGAAUCAUCCACAGAGAUGUCAAGUCCACAAACAUCUUGCUUGACAAAAACCACGUGGCCAAAGUAUCGGAUUUCGGCCUCUCAAAAUCAGGCCCACUUGAUGAGUUUGAAACUCAUGUAAGCACCAAUGUGAAAGGCACUUUGGGAUAUCUUGAUCCUGAGUACUUCAGAACCCAACAGUUGACUGAAAAAUCCGAUGUCUACUCAUUUGGGGUUGUCCUUCUCGAGGUCCUAUGCGCGAGACCGGCCAUAGACACCUUGCUUCCGAGGGAGCAAAUGAACUUGGCCGAGUGGGCGAUGAAAUGCAAGAACAAAGGCUUGCUUGAGGACAUAAUUGACCCUUCAAUGAAGGGUCAAAUCAACCCCAACUCGCUAAGGAAGUUUAGUGAAACUGCGGAGAAGUGUUUGGAAGAAGAUAGCGGCGAUAGGCCUGCAAUGAGCGACGUGAUUUGGGACUUGGAGUACGCUUUUCAGCUUCAGCAAAUGCCCGUGCCGAGACAGCCUCACGAGGACAGCACGGUGAACUCUUCGUCGGCGUUCUUACGUCCUAACGUCGAGCACCUUCCUUCCGUUAGUACGACGGCUGAUAACGAUGGCGAUAAUGAGUAUGGCCUGAGUAAUGUUGGUGAUUUCUCGGAGGUGAGUGCGAGUGCAGUGUUUUCACUGUUGAAAACCGAUGGUGCUAAAUAAAAAUAUGUUAUCUACUCAGUUUGUGAGUUAUGUAGUUAUGUAGUUAUGUGUCUUACUCAUUCUUGUUCUAGUAUUGGAACUACUUUGUAAACCUUAGAAACUCUGUUUUGCUUAUAUGCCAGUGGAAAUUGUUGAUCUGUAAAAUUGAUGAUAGAAACCCAGGAAUUCUAGGUGGUUUUCUUAGCUGUUAUUAAUCAGAAAAUACGAAAAUUACAGAUAGGAGGAAUUCGAGGUUCCUCUGCCUCUCAAUACAAUACCCUCCGUUUCUCACUACAAGCUCUCUUUUAUAGACUUCUCACUCACGGUAUUCCCCAUGCAAACUAAUUCCUAACGGCAUGCCUGACCUCAGCGUGAAACUCGAUAAUAAUUGCCAAGUCAGCCAAUACCACUUCCUACUACACCCCCUGUGAGAAUCAACUAUUUCCCCCUUGCUCCUCCUAGAGUAUACGAAUUUAUUGGGAGGGGCUGGGGCUUUAACAUCCCCCAUCAACUAUUUUCCCUUUGCUCCUCCUAGAGUAUACGAAUUUAUUGGGAGGGGCUGGGGCUUUAACAUCCCUCCCCCCCUCUUCAAGACCAACUUUGUCUCCAAGGUUGAAGCUUGGAAACUGGGAUUGAAUGGUGAAAACGGGCUCCCAUGUGGCCUCACUGCUUGGCAGACCAUCCCACUGAACCAAU